Oncorhynchus gorbuscha (pink salmon) is the source of this 2753-nucleotide messenger RNA. Its product is annotated as tetraspanin-7-like. The transcript has 8 exons. NCBI's taxonomy places the organism in Eukaryota, Metazoa, Chordata, Actinopteri, Salmoniformes, Salmonidae. The coding region runs from base 121 to 870 and encodes 249 amino acids. Gene Ontology annotation, cellular component: membrane. The record is from RefSeq and is a predicted model, not a curated record.
UGAGGAGAGAGCGACGGCGCUGUGAAAGACUGCGGGUGGAUUAACUGAACCAACAAAGCCCAGUGGAGAAUCACAGCAACGCAGCCCCGCUGAAAACCCAGCGCCCCAUUUUACAGUAGAAUGGCAUCAAGAAGAAUGGAGACCAAACCAGUGAUAACCUGCCUCAAAACGCUCCUCGUCGUCUAUUCCUUCGUGUUUUGGAUCACGGGGGCGAUCCUCUUGGCUGUGGGACUAUGGGGAAAGUUUAUGCUGGGUGCGUACAUAUCUAUCAUCGCUGACAGCUCCACCAACGCUCCUUAUGUUCUCAUCGGCACCGGAACAUGCAUCAUCGUGUUCGGACUGUUUGGAUGCUUCGCUACCUGCCGCGGGAGCCCAUGGAUGCUCAAGCUGUAUGCCAUGUUCCUGUCCCUGAUCUUCCUGGCAGAGCUCGUGGCUGGCAUCUCCGGCUUUGUCUUUCGUCAUGAGAUAAAGGGAACCUUCCAGAGGACCUUCAGUGAGGCAGUGAAGAACUACAAUUCCCAGGACGAGAGGAGCCUGGCUGUGGACAAUGUGCAGCGCAGUUUGAAAUGCUGUGGUGUGUUGAACUACACCAGCUGGUUGUCCAGUAUCUGGUUCCCUAACAACGGCAUCCCACCCAGCUGCUGUGCCAGCAUCUCUGACUGUAACGCUUCUGACCUGCACAAUGUCACCAUAGCCCCCAGCAAGGUCCACCAGCAGGGCUGUUAUGAGCUGGUGACUGACUUCAUUGAGACUAACAUGGGGAUCAUUGCUGGAGUGACAUUUGGAAUAGCUGUCUCACAAUCAAUUGGUAUGCUGUUGGCAUGCUGUCUGUCGAGGCUUAUCACUGCCAACCAAUAUGAGAUGGUGUAGCAGUGAGGUGCAGGGAGACCAGGAGGAGAGAGUACACGACACCUUGGAAACUGGGGAGGAACACACCCAAACGCUGGCACACUCCAUUCUUACUUUUCCACUCCUUAUCUUUCUUACUUUAUCACUCUCGUUUUCUCUCUUUCAUCUCUUUGAACACAUUCCUUAAUAUGCCACCAUGCCAUAAUUAAAAAUGUUACCUUUCAAGACCUUAAUUCUUCUAAAAUGAAUGGUUGUCGAUUAGCACCUGCCUCAGCCAUAUGCUCUGAUCCAGCGAUGCCUAAUUCAAACACUACCAAUCUUCACUUACACAAGUUGACAAUAUUCCUAAGAAAUUGCCUUGAUGCAACAUAGCAGUGGAACGAGGAGCUAUCUUCCCCAGUCUAAAUUUCCUGGAAAUCAUUUUAGAGAUGCCAUCAGAAUUUCCAAUAUGAGGUUUUUGAAAGAAACUUGAGCUCACUCAGAAGGGACUGAGUCUCUCUAACUGACACACACACACACACACACACACACACACACACACACACACACACACACACACACACACACACACACACACACACACACACACACACACACACACACACACACACACACACACACACACACACACACACACACACACACAGUCUGCUUUUUGCUGCUACACGGACUACAGUAAACCUACAUCCUGCUUCUAAUGACUAUCACUCUAAAUGACCUUGUGCAAGUUGCUCUCUGUGGAUGUGUAUUUGUGAUGCGUUUAGAUCCUCUGUAUUCAGUCCUGUACCUGGUGAUCUCUGCCACUCCUUCCUCUGUGCCUUCUGUCUGUCAGUCAUAAUCAGUCAUAAUGUUGUUUUGUUGUUGUAAUAUUUCAUCUUAAAAGUCUUAACUAGUCAUGUGUGUUUCUAUAACAGUAGUCUGAGACACAGACAUUUUUCUGGUUUAAACCCCAGUUUUGGUGUUCAAAUGUUUUUACACAUUCACCUUCUGCUUGAGAUCCCACUCUAUUUGACUAUCCUUGUCCGUUCUCCAGCACAUCCAGUUCUCUCUCUCUCCACCGCCACACCCCAGUACAUUCGGUUCCAACACCGUCCCCCCUGACUGACGCAUAUCGCUGCACAAACUAGAGUUUCAAUGAGUCAGCACUGCUUUCUGAUGAUGAGAGAAGACUAUUCUACUUCCUGUCUUUUGUUGUUGCCGUUUGCUUCUCACUAUAUGGUAAUGGUAGACAGAGAGAGAGCCAACAGGGCACAGACUGGUUGAAUCAACGUUGUUUCCACGUCAUUUGUGGAAUAGACGAUGAAUUAAUGUCUGUCCAGUGAUAGAAAGAGAGAGAGAUUCAUUCUCAGUGGCAGGACUUGAGGAGUUCUAGCUCGAUUCGGUCUGUCAUUGCUCUGGCUUGGAACAAUCAAAUGAAAUACCACUUUUUGAAGAUUUGCCACUUUUGUGUAUUACUUAAAUGGAGAAUCAGUAAUAUGACAGCAACCACUUAGGUGGGAAUGACUGUAGGAAUACUAUGCUUUAGCGAGGGCCUGGGGGUAGAAUGGAGUGGGGCAGACCACUGAGGUCACUGUAACUGGUUUCAUUCAAUUGCCAUGUGAGUACAGAAAACUGGUUCCAAGAUUCUAUUUCUGUAAUUACUAGGAUUCUUUUAGGUUUUUGUUGUUUGUUUUGGGGUUUUGACGCAUUCUGAAGUUGCUCUGUGUUUUCGGGGGAUCAGUAUAAAACCAAUGUACAUGAUCAAUUUAUCUCUCAAUCCAAAAUUGGACAGAUGAAAUAAGACUGUAUAAAAAACAAAGAAAACGUUUUAAAAUGCAUCACCAGCUAGCAUGCCAACAAAUGUAUGUUGAUAUUGUGAACAAUUGUGAUCUUGAAUCUAUGAAUAAAAUGGUCAUUACAUCGUU